Prorocentrum cordatum is the source of this 875-nucleotide messenger RNA. NCBI's taxonomy places the organism in Eukaryota, Dinophyceae, Prorocentrales, Prorocentraceae. The record is from the annotation of a GenBank genome assembly.
GCGACUGCUUUAACCUGACGGACGGUGGCACCUCAGAGAUGAUUUGCGCUGCAGGCUUCGGAGGUGUGGGCGCGCCAACUGAGACGUUCCUGCUCAUGAACCCCACGCAGUUCGCGUACCCCGCUGGCUCACCGCUCACAUACCUGGGACCGGCCUCGACGACGACUUCCGUUAUCAUGCAUGACGACCCGCACGUGUGUUCCUUGAGCGGCGAGUGCUACGACAUUCGGCUGCCCUCCAAGUACGCCCUGCUCCGCGUGCCUUCCGACGAGCAGAUUCCGCCCGCGUUCGCGAUGAGUGCUGACUUGGAUACCGACGGCGUGCGGCCGUGCGGAUUGUUUGUCAAGCGCAUUACGAUGAGUGGUUCGUGGCUCAACCAUCAAGUUGUGCGGGUCCGCCCCCACACGCGCGAUGAAGGCGGUUCCAAUUUUGCGGGGGGCGAGGUGCUGACGAAUUUUUCGCUGCAGGUGGGUAAUUCCUCCUGGAUGUCCUUUACCCGCGGGGACUCUCUCCGGCAAGUAGCACUGGUCGGCCAGUUGGUAGUUCGUUUCGUGUGGAGGGAGCACUACGGUCAGCACAUGGAAGCACAAAGCCUGGAGUUCUCCGUGGGUGGAGUGAGCCACUCUGCGGUGCUCACCGUCUCGCAGGCGUCGCAUCAGGCCCUCAAUCUGGAGAUGUCGGGCAUGGGCCGCCUGGGUUACUCGAGGAUGGGGGGGGUGCUCGGCACCGACGGGCACUCGGACUCGAUAGAGCAGCCCACCCUCGAGUGCAGGCAGAUGGCAGCGUCCUACCAGCACGACAUCAGCCAGAGGCAGCAGGUGGACGGGCCGUCGGUGCUGGAGGUUGCGUCCACGCUGAAGGUCUCGUGGGAGUGA